UCGGUGACGGGGCUCUCGUCGUGGGCGGGGCUAGAACCUCCCGGGAUUGCGCUCCGGCCUCCCCGCCAACACUUGACCCCGGAAGCUGGCCGUCGGGCUAGGGACUGCGGCGCUCGCCACUAGGACCGCCUUCACGUUAGCGCUGCCACCGGUUCUCGCUGACGGAAGCUGAAGGGAGGCGGCUCGGCCUCAGGUGCUCGGUCGACGCCGGCAGCUCACCGCCUUGAGAGCAGCAGACAUGUUUCACUUCUUCAGAAAGCCUCCAGAAACUAAAAAGCCUUCAGUAUCAGACACAGAAGAUGACGGAUUUGUCCUUUUAGGACAUGCAGCGAAUGAACAAAGAAUGGAAACCAAAAGUAAAACUUCAGAAGUAGAAGGCAGCAUACCACUGGAAACCAGCAAGGAAAAUUCACCCAGUGCAAUGGUAGCAAACCCUGAGACAGAAAACAAGGCAGGCCAGAUCCUGGAAAACAGCGCAAUAAUGACCGAACUUUUGAGCGACGUGCCUUUCACCUUGGCUCCUCACGUGCUGGCUGUGCAGGGCAUCAUCAGUGACCUUCCAGACCACUUACUCUCCGAUGAUGUCAGUGAAAAUCUAUCACGGUUUUGGUAUGACUUUACUCUUGAAAAUUCAGUGCUUUUCAAUUCAUAAUCUUUAUGUUUUAACAGCUUAGAAAUAAUUUUGUCUCGUUGCUUUAACCUAGUUGAUGUCCCUUGCCAUUUCAUUGUUAAAAAGCCCUCAUAUAGCAUAUAUCUACUAAUAUUGAAUUUAAAUUUCACUUUGUUAACAUUCCUUUAAAUUA
Molecule: messenger RNA, 803 nt
Organism: Suncus etruscus (white-toothed pygmy shrew)
Lineage: Eukaryota; Metazoa; Chordata; Mammalia; Eulipotyphla; Soricidae
Gene: UMAD1
Product: UBAP1-MVB12-associated (UMA) domain containing 1
Exons: 4
Coding region: 239-652 (137 amino acids)
Source: RefSeq, a predicted model, not a curated record